AUGAAGGUAUCUUUCAUUUCUCUUUCUACUUUGGCCAUUGCUUCUAUUGCAAGUGCUUUACCUACUUCUUUGACCGCAAGAGCAGCUGAUUCAUGUCCUGCUAAUGCAUUAUCAUGCAGUAGUACUGCUGGUGGUUCUUGCUGUUCCCCCACAAAUGGUUUACUUAUUUUAGUUCAACAAUGGGUUCAAGGUUUUGGUCCUUCUACUUCUUUUACCAUGCAUGGUCUUUGGCCUGAUACCUGCUCUGGAGGUCAAACUGGUAAUAAUGGAUGCGAUCCUUCUCGUCAAUAUACCAAUUUGGAUAGCAUCCUUCAAGGAAAUUCAUCCUUGUAUAAUGAUAUGGAAACCUAUUGGCCAAGUUACAAGGGAGCAUCCAAUAACGGUGAUUUUUGGACUCAUGAGUGGGGCAAGCAUGGUACAUGUGUUAGUACUUUGGCACCUCAAUGUUAUACAAGCUAUACUAAAUAUGAAGAUGUUUAUGAUUACUUUGGAACUGCCCUUGAACUUCGUCAAAAAUAUGAUUUAUACUCUAUCUUGAAAGGUGCCAAUAUUACCCCUGGUGGAUCCUACUCUGCUAAUGAUUUUGAAUCUGCCAUUCAAUCAUCAGUUGGUGUCAAACCUAAAGUCACUUGCAGUGGAUCUGAUUUGGAAGAAGUUUGGAUUUAUUUCAACGUCAAGAAUACCAAUCAAUAUGUUCCUGUCGAUAGUGUAGACUCUUCAACAUGUUCUGGAGAUAUAAAUUAUCCUACUAAAUAAAAUGAAUAAGAAGAUGUUGAUUGUCUUCGAUAUAUGUGAUAGUUUU
Messenger RNA from Halteromyces radiatus, 802 nucleotides. RefSeq names its product RNase Sy. Gene Ontology annotation, cellular component: extracellular region. The coding region runs from base 1 to 756 and encodes 251 amino acids. Gene Ontology annotation, molecular function: RNA binding; ribonuclease T2 activity. NCBI's taxonomy places the organism in Eukaryota, Fungi, Mucoromycota, Mucoromycetes, Mucorales, Cunninghamellaceae. The transcript has 4 exons. Gene Ontology annotation, biological process: RNA catabolic process. The record is from RefSeq and is a predicted model, not a curated record.